This is a messenger RNA of Mugil cephalus (flathead mullet), 2675 nucleotides long. Its product is annotated as ubiquitin carboxyl-terminal hydrolase 47-like. The record is from RefSeq and is a predicted model, not a curated record. The transcript is spliced from 12 exons. Gene Ontology annotation, cellular component: nucleus; cytosol. Bases 427 to 1551 code for a protein of 374 amino acids. Lineage: Eukaryota; Metazoa; Chordata; Actinopteri; Mugiliformes; Mugilidae. Gene Ontology annotation, molecular function: cysteine-type deubiquitinase activity; cysteine-type endopeptidase activity. Gene Ontology annotation, biological process: protein deubiquitination.
UACCAAGUGAAAGGAAAAGUAUUCGAGGGGCUGUACUUCGCAGGAGACAGAUGGAUAUAAAGCGGUUUCUCGACAACGACCUGAACUGUUUCCCACGGACCUGUGGACAUUUGAAGGCGUAUAUUUGACUGAAAGUAGUUAAACAUUUCUUUUGUCUUGUAAGGCCUUUUCAAAUGAUUUUUUUUACACCUGUCAGCAGAAGGAGACAUAUCGCUGAACGGGACUUCAUUGAUCGAAAGAAGAAUAGAAUACCUCUCCGGAUUGAGCUGUCAUCACCUGACCUGACCACAAGGGGACAUCAUGUCAUCUUCUACUACCGUUUAUUCUCACUAGGGUCGCUGUCAGAUGCUGAUCGCCAGUCUAUCACAAGGGUAACAGAGACAAACUAGUAUUGACACACACACCUACCAUCAAUUUAGAAUCAACAUGCUGAAAGGAAGAAGUAACAGAAAAGAUAAAGUUAAGUACAACGGCUUGAUGAACCAAGGAUCAACAUCUUACUUGAACAGUGUGCUGCAGGUGCUGUUCAUGACCAAAGACUUCAGAGAAGCAGUGAAACGGAAAAAUGACGAAAGCACUGAGUUUAUACAUCAUCAUCUUCAGAAUCUGUUUGAUGUCCUUGAAAAAGGUACAGCAGACACAGAUGAAGUAAGGCUGAAGCUGGGCAUUGACACAGUGUAUGAACAGCAGGAUGCUGCUGUGUGCUUGGAGAAGAUUUUAAAACUCACUGAUCAAGAGGCAUCAAAGAUCUUUAAUGGAAAGUUGGCAUACAAGACCAACUGUGCUGGUUGUGACAACAGCACUGAGAGAGUUGGGUCAUUUUGGCAUCUUCCUCUUGCAUUGGUGGAUUCUGGCAGAAAAACCUACAGUGUGGUGGACGGCAUCAAAGAUUAUUUCAAGGCUUCACAUCUCAGUAAAGAAAACCAGCUGUACUGUGACAUCUGUGAAGACAAAAAGGAUGCUACUACUACACCUGUGAUAAAGCAUCAUCCAGAUGUUCUGGUGUUGCUACUGAAGAGGUUUAAGUAUGACAGCUACUACAGGUCAUAUGUGAAAAUCAACUGUGCUGUGGAUGUUCCCUGCAGCCUACAGAUACCAGAGAAUCAGACGUAUGAACUGUAUGCUGUUGUGGAUCAUGUUGGUGAUCUGAGAAGUGGACAUUACACUGCAACAAUCAAAGAAGAGAAUGACCAUGGAGACAGAUGGUACGAGUUCAAUGAUAGCAGGGUCUCACUGUGUUAUUACCAGCCAUCCAAGAGGGACACCAUUGAGAGAUCCCAGAGCGCUUAUCUUCUAUUUUACAGAAAGGAGAAAAGUACUGAUGGUCAAGAUGGUCAGAAGGAGUCCCAUAGUAGAGGUAUCCAACCCCCUAUUAGUAAAAACAAUGACCAGGAUGAAGAUGCUGAAAAGAUCAGAGAUAGAGACAAGAGUAAUGAUGCUGCAGAAGAUGAUAACACCACUGGAGCAUCUGUUUCCAUCGACAGAGCAAAAGUAACAGAGCAGAACUGUGCAGUUCCUAAAGGAGCGUCAUCUCAGGGCUACAGAUGCUGACAAUGCAGGAUUAGGCACUGUUAGAAUAAGAUACAGAAGAUACAGAUGAUAAAGUGAAAACAGGACAUGUUAACACAACCAAGAGAAAUGAGAAAACAAACAGAGAUGGUGAGUCAGAGAGAGAGACCCAAACCAGUAAAGUUGGAUCUGGGGUAAAAAAUAAAUAAAUAAAAAAUAUAGGAUCUGUGCAAACCUGCUGAAGAUCAUAAGAAAAAAGGAGUUGAUAAAAAAUGACGUGUCAAAAGAUGGACUGGAAUGUAAACAGGGAAGAAACAGCAGGUGAAAUAUAGAAAACAAGCAACAGAGAGAGGAGGAGAGAAAUGUAACAGGAGACAAAGAACAGAACAGAAGAAAUGAUGAACAUGCAAGAGGAGAGAAGUCCACAUUAAAACAGUACAGUUCAGUCAGCAGUCAGGCACCAUGGAAGUACUAAAACAUGGUUGAUUGUCCCUUUGGUCUCUUUUCUGUGCAGUUUUCUGUUAAAUUCUUGUUGCAUGCACAGCCAUUGUGUAAUACAAAUCAACUAAAAUGAAAUGUGUAGAAUUUUUCUUCAAAUUAUUCAAAUUGUUCAGAGACACAUUAAUAGAUAGCACACAAUGUAACAAGGUUUCAGACAAGAAGCUGGGUGAAUUGGUAAUUCAUUUUAAAUGAAUAUCUUGGUACAAAUGUUUAUCUCCUUUGUUGUCUGGAUGUUAAUUAUGGUUUCAAAUUAAUUAGGCUUUUGGUGUUGUUGGUUUACUGUAACAAUGUCCUACACGUGUAAAUUAUUGUCAUCAUGUUUAUGAUUUUGAACUACUGUGUCAUCAUUUAUCUUUGUGUGACCUAAAGAAUCUUGAUUUUUGUUUGCAAAAGUUUGUAGAUAUGAUUAAUCAUUUUUCAAGCUAAUGUUAAGGAUGGAUUCUGUGGCCUUUCACACAUAUAAACCAUCUUUCGUGCUUUGCCCAUUGACAGCCGUAUAAGCACUAGUUUUUAAUUCAUUAUGGACAGAUCAUGUUGACAGUGUGCUUUUGAAUAUAUCUGCAGCAGAUUAUGGGUUAGAAUAUAUUCCAGUAAAAUGUAAUUUUACAGUAGUAUGUACAGUGUUUAUGUACAAACAACAAUAUUAAACAUAAAUAAAAUGGUAA